AAUUCCGCUAAGAUUCAUUGGAAACAAAAAUCAAAUACAAAGUCAACAUACUUAAACUCUUUGUCACAUACACGGCAAUCAUCAUUCCAGCGAUACAAAAGAAAGGUCAAAAGAUUUUUGAUGAGCUAAUGAAGAAAAUCACUCUUGAGCUACAUGAUCGCAGAAAACGCAUCUACCUCAAAGGAUCCAACAAGGAGUCCAAAGACUCUAUCAUUCCGUCCACACUUUAAGGUUCACUACUAUGUUUAAGGAAUUUAGCAAAUAAUUGCUUGCUGGUGAUCAGAAUAUGGGUUCGUCCGCGUCUAAGCCGGAUAAAAACAUAAACAUUGCUGGUGAUCAGAACAUGGGAACGUCCGUGCCUAAGCCGGUUAAAAACAUAGUUCUAGUAGGGCGUUCUAUCAAUGGAAUAUGCACCACUGGGAACACCAUCCUCGGUCAAAAAAAGUUCAGCUCCGAAGGUGCUUUCAGGCACUCUCAGAUGUAUAGUACCACGACACCAGAUGGUCAAAUGAUCAAUGUGAUUAAAACUCCUGGUAUGUUCGAUUUGUCCGUGUCCGAAGACUUCAUAAGUAAAGAAAUAAUCAAUUGCUUAACUUUGGUGGAAGAAGGCAUAGAUGCUGUGUUGUUUGUUCUAUCUAUAAGGAAUCGGAUCUCACAAGAGGAAGAGUAUGCACUUAAUACCCUGCAGCGCAUAUUUGGGAGUAAAAUCUUUGAAUAUAUGAUUUUAUUGCUCACUAACGGGGAAAAGUUCGAGGCGAACGAGUUUGAAGAUUAUUUUCGGGAAUGUUGUCCUGAAUUUCUUAUGAAAGUUCUCAGAUUCUGCAAUGCCCGAAAGGUCUUGUUUAAUAACAUGACUAAUGAUGAAGGCGUGAAGGCUGAACAAGUCAAUCAGAUUAUGGCCCAUGUCGCAGCAAUUAGUAAGAAAAUAAAUCCGUAUACUAACGAUAUGUAUCGUCAUAUAAAGAGUGUAGCAGCACAUGAAGAAGAGUCGCAUUCCCUAAACGACACAUUUCAGUAUGAUCCAUAUCUGUCUCCACUUCCCAUAUCAGUUCUAGUAGGGCGUACUGGAAAUGGAAAAAGCGCAACAGGGAACACCAUCCUAGGUCAGAAAAUGUUCGCUUCGGAACUACAAGAAGGAGGUGUUACCAUGGAAUGUAAGAUGUAUAGAACUGCAAUAAAAGAUGGUCCAAUAAUCAAUGUGAUUGACACUCCUGGUCUGUUUGAUUCGUCGGUGUCUGCUAACUAUAUUACUACGGAGAUCGUCAAUUGCUUAACUAUGGCGGAAGGAGGAAUUCAUGCCUUCCUGUUUGUUUUAUCUGCCGGGAAUCGGAUUACACAAGAAGAAGAGUCCACACUUGAUACCUUGCAGUUGAUUUUCGACAGUAAAAUUCUUGACUAUAUUAUUGUUGUGUUCACUGGGGGUGACAAACUAGAAGCAAACGAGCAGACAUUGGACGAUUAUUUUCGUGAAGUUUGUCCUGAGUUUUUAACAAGGGUUCUUCGAUUGUGUGGUGGUCGAAAAGUCUUGUUUAAUAACAUGACUAAGGAUAUAGUCAAGAACACUAAGCAAGUCAAGCAACUUCUGGCCCAUGUCGAAGCUAUUGAAAAGAAUAAUGGUGGGAAACCAUAUACUAACCAGAUGCAUCGCAUGAUAAAGGAAAAGAGUGAUAAGUUUAGGGAACAACAAAGGAAAGUUAAGUCUAAAAACUUUGCAGCAGAAAUAGAAGUGAUGAAGCGUGAUUUAGAAUUGGAGCAUGACGAAAAAAUGAGACGGAUGACACAACUUUUGGAGAGAAGGCUUAAACAGAAUUCCGAAGCACAUGAAAGCGCGAUGCGUAAGAUGAGAGAAGCUAUGAGAGAAAUCACAAAUAAAGAUUGACCAAAGAGGUUAGGUGUGAUCGUUGCACAUCUUCCAAACUGACAUCAAGUUUUAUUUUUGUGUGUUUAAUGUUACUCUUUCUUGAAUGAAAUUUCCUUGUAAUG
Messenger RNA from Arabidopsis arenosa, 1983 nucleotides. The record is from the annotation of a GenBank genome assembly. NCBI's taxonomy places the organism in Eukaryota, Viridiplantae, Streptophyta, Magnoliopsida, Brassicales, Brassicaceae.